AUGCCAGGUGGUGGUCAUCGAAUGACGAGAGAAGGUGUCUCAGUUGGAGCUCAUAUCCAGGGGGAAUCCUUGGAUGAUGGUAGCGGUGGCUCGAGGAAUGCGGAAUGGGAGAUUGUUGUAGCGGCGAUCGAGACGAAAAAGAAGAUGCGAUCGUGUUGUGUACGUGUGUGUGCAAAUGUGAGCUAUGCGGAAAAUCGCCGCCGCGAUGACGGCAGCAGCGAUCGUUCGCGGCGAUGA
Molecule: messenger RNA, 237 nt
Organism: Necator americanus (New World hookworm)
Lineage: Eukaryota; Metazoa; Nematoda; Chromadorea; Rhabditida; Ancylostomatidae
Exons: 1
Coding region: 1-237 (78 amino acids)
Source: RefSeq, a predicted model, not a curated record